Molecule: messenger RNA, 5521 nt
Organism: Actinia tenebrosa (Australian red waratah sea anemone)
Lineage: Eukaryota; Metazoa; Cnidaria; Anthozoa; Actiniaria; Actiniidae
Product: unconventional myosin-VIIa
Cellular component (GO): myosin complex
Molecular function (GO): ATP binding; cytoskeletal motor activity; protein binding
Source: RefSeq, a predicted model, not a curated record
CCAUUAUGGUAAUUAUGCCGUGUGAUAUAAAUACCAGAAAUCUGACUUGGAAAUGUUCAAGCAAAACUAACAUAAAAAACUACUGCAACUACGAAAUAUAGAAAAGAAAUAAUCACUCAAAGAGCAUCGAAACGAAUUUGAAGUUGAAGCUGUAUAUUGCAAACGAAAAUAUGUAAUGUUUCGUCACAGUUAGCGAGCGAAAGUUCAGUUAGAAUAUUAUCGACUUUGUUCUACAUUAACUCGACCUGCAGAUGAAGUGAGCUUCAGAUUUUCACCUUCCAGGUUUAAAAACGUCUUAAUUUGUGGACCAAUAAAACGAGUUCUAGAAGAUGUCACUAAUCGUGCAAGGCGAACAUGUCUGGUUGGACGACAGCACCGUUCCCGGGGGUUUUGGUAUUCCAAUAGGCGCACGUGUCGAGUCGAUAGAAGGAUCCAAGGUUGUCCUCAAAGAUGAUGAGGAACGGGAGAUAAACAUACAACGUGCGGAAGCUGAACUAUUGAAUCGAAUGCACCAAGGCAGUGUGGACACCGUCGACGAUAUGAUCAAACUUGGUGACUUAAAUGAAGCAGGAAUUCUACGUAACCUACUGAUACGAUACCGAGAAAGGCAGAUUUACACAUACAUUGGUUCAGUGCUGGUAGCCGUCAACCCGUACACUUUCUUUCCUAUCUACGACUCUACAUACAUCAAUGAGUAUCAAGGACGUGAUUUGACUGCCCUACCACCUCACAUCUUUGCUGUAGCAGAACAGGCAUACAGCCUUAUGAAGCGAGAGAAGCAUAACCAGUGUAUUGUUAUAAGUGGUGAAAGUGGCGCAGGUAAAACAGAAUCCACCAAGUUCAUCCUGCAAUAUCUAGCGACUGUAAGUGGACAACAUUCCAGAAUAGAACAGCAAGUUCUACAAGCGAACCCAAUACUUGAAGCAUUUGGAAACGCCAAGACCCUUCGCAAUGAUAACUCAAGUAGAUUUGGUAAAUAUAUCGAUGUUCACUUCAACAAGUCAGCUGUCAUUGAAGGAGCAAAAAUCGAACACUACUUAUUGGAGAAGUCGCGUAUUGUGAACCAGAUGCCAGAUGAAAGGAAUUACCACAUAUUUUACCGCAUGUUAGCAGGCAUGAGCCCACAAGAGUUGCGCUCACUCCAUCUCACAACACCACAGGACUACUACUACUUGUCUCAGGGGAACUGCUUCACGUGUCAGGGUGUGGAUGAAGCACGUGCAUUCCACGUGAUCAAGGAAGCCAUGGAGGUACUGGCUUUUACUGAAGAAGAAAUGUGGCGCAUAUUCAAGAUAAUGGCCGCCCUUCUGCAUCUGGGGAAUAUUAGUUUUCAAGCUACAGUCCAUGAGAAUAUGGAAUCGUGCGAAAUCAUGAAUGCUGAACACACAAAUUACGCUGAAGAUCUACUUGGGCUUCCACGGAACACGAUGGAGAAAGCCUUUACCUUCAAGUCCACAUACGCAUCAGGUGAAGUCAUCUAUAGUCCACUGAGUGACAGCAAAGCCACAGAUGUCAGGGAUGCUUUUGUCAAAGGAUUGUACGGUAAAACCUUCGUCUGGAUCGUCCGCAAGAUAAACGCCUCAAUCUACAAACCCAAGGACGAGAAAGACGGUCGCACGUCUAUUGGUGUACUGGAUAUCUUUGGCUUCGAAGUCUUUGACGUGAACAGCUUUGAACAACUGUGCAUCAACUAUGCAAACGAGAACCUUCAACAGUUUUUUGUUGCGCAGAUAUUCAAAAUCGAGCAGGAAGAGUACAGUCGGGAAGGAAUCGAGUGGAAACAAGUGACCUUCCAAGACAAUCAAGACGUUCUCGACAUGCUGGCCCUCGCACCUAUGAACUUUAUCGCGCUAAUGGACGAAGAGAGUAGAUUCCCUCAGGGAACAGACGAGUCAUUUCUACACAAGCUGAAUGCAAAUCAUAAAGACAAUCCUUACUUCGUUAAAAGCAGCUCAUUGGAAAGAACGAAGUUUGGAGUCGUGCACUUCGCUGGGACUGUGUAUUAUGAAUCUGAAGGAAUUCUAGACAAGAAUCGUGACACAUUCAGUGGUGAUCUCAUUGAUUUGAUAGCUCAAAGUGACUCAAACUUCUUGCUCGAUUUUUUCAUAAAAGAACGUUCCAUGGGAACAGAGACAAGAAAACGAUCUCCCACUUUAAGCAUGCAGUUCAGACGUUCGUUAAAUGUUUUGAUGAAGACUCUAUCGAACUGUCAUUCAUCAUUUGUACGCUGCAUCAAGCCGAACAACCAUAAACAAGCCAUGGUGUUUGACAGACAGUUGUGCUGGCAACAGUUGAAGUAUUCAGGAAUGCUUGAAACAGUUAGGGUUCGAAAGGCUGGUUAUUCUAUGCGACACACCUUCGAAGAAUUUGUCACACGAUAUCACAUGCUUCUGCGUGACAGUGAAGCCAAGUCACGCAAUCCACAAGAAGUCUCGGAACUCAUCGCCAGUUCUUUACUCAGCAGCACGGGCUGGGUAAUGGGAACGAGGAGAAUCUUCUUAAAGGAAUCUCAAGACAAAAUUCUAGAAAAUGCUCGCUCCAGGCUCCUCACGUCCAAGGUUGUUCUUCUACAAAGGAAUAUUAGAAAAUAUCUUCAACAAAAACGUGUCCGAAAAGAAAGGAAUGGAGCCAUUGUGAUUCAGAAAACAUGGAGAGGGUACAAAGAGAGGCGAGCGUAUAACACGAUGAGACGGGGUUUUUACCGCCUUCAAGCCAUUGUACGUUCACGUUUACUUGUCAAGAAAUACCACACGCUCAAGCUACAAAUGGCUGAAGAACAAAAAUUAAAGCUACAAGAACAGAAGAGAAGAGAAGAAGAGGAGAGAAGAAGGGAGGAAGAAGAGAAGAGAAGGGAGGAAGAAGAAAGAUGGCGGAAAGAACAAGAGUUACGAAGACGAGAAAGAGAACGAAAAAGAAAAGAAGACCUUGAAAGAAGAGCCAAAGAAGCCCAGAUGGAAAGAGAGCAGAGGGAGAAAAACCGUGGUGAGGGACUUACACUCCUAGGUCGUUCCUCAGCCGGCAAAGCUACUUCUCAAAGCACAGCAUUAUACCAAGGGACAUCAGCCAGUACUACUCAAGACCUGGGCGCUCUUUCUUCUUCACUCAGUGAGAUGCUGACACGCUCUAAUCCUACUCGUGGUGCGCAGGACGGUGCGCAGUAUGUUCCUCACACGUUAACCUCAACGAUAUCAAGUUUGUCUUCUCUUUUAAAGCCAAGUCCAGGCAAUUCUGCUGCUUUUGCGGUUUCUUUGCUUGCUUUUGGAAUCGCAUUAGGAACUCCACCAACAGAGCAGCACAAUCAACAACAACAACAACAACAAGAAGAAUCCACAACAGCUGACAGUCAGGCCUCUACAAGUCGACAGCAGAGUCAACGACAAGGCUUCGUAUCACCUCUGCGCACUGAAGCGCGUGGCCCGCAAAGUUCGAAUCGUAACGGACCCAAUUCAGAGCUACGACAUUAAUCGUACAAUCCGGGGACAGCAUCCAUCGAUCAAUAUAUUGAAAUAAAAUAUAAAUCACCAUAAGGUAGCAGAGUUUAAGAUUAAUGCAUCUCAAUCUAGGCCGCAUCCUUUGGGCGCAUGUAGAACACGAUACACAAAGACUAUGAGGAUUUUACAGUCGUUAGCACCCAUUCAUUAAUUCCCUAUACUACCUUACAGCCUAAGGUCUACUUUUCAUUGCGCUGUGAGCACAAACACAAGAAAAAGCGCUGCGUGUGUUUUGUUUUGUUUUGUUUGUUUGUUUUUAUGUUGUUUUUUUUGUUUUUUGUUUGUUUUUUUUUUGUUUGUUUGUUUUUGUUUUGUUUUGUUGACUUGACCACAAACAUACUGAGAAGCAGCAUGGUAAAUGUUGUCGACGCUGAAAUAGCGAUGGAAACAUUCAAAAACCUCCAUUUACAAAAAUGUGAUUAUCAAAGUAAUAUACCACGACAAGGGUUAUUCUUUUCCGGAUGUGAACUGGAGACGAUGUUAGCCUCCCAAUAUUCAUGCUUUUCGUUGAGCAGUUUUCGUUGAGUCACGUAUUUAAGCUUCGCAAAAUUGGAACGAUAUCGUAGAUCGAUCCGUGGAAACAUGACCGCCAUCAUCUAAUCUCUAGUUUUCACGCCAUUAUUCACGAUACUAAGGAUCGUAAUUGAAUUGAUUGCAAAUAUCCGUCCAUUUUCUAACACAUAAAAUCCCUAACAAGCUCAACAUAAUCACCUUAACGAGUUAUUUUGAUAAAGUACUCGAGGAAUAAGAACACCGGAGACAGUAUGGGGAUCUACUUAAAUAAAUCAAUUCAUUCAUUAUUAGGAUAAAAACACUGUGGAUUUCGACAGCAGAGAGCCUCAUUUCUUAGUAUUUACUGCUUUCUUUUCCACUAAGAUUGUUCGAUAUAGGGCAGAUGUUUCCACGCGCGAGUCGAUCGCAAAGGGCGUUGGAAUACCUCGUAUUGAGCACCUCAAAUUUCUAUUUUUUUAUCAUGAAAUUCGUGAGCUCAAAGUGAUGCUCAUGUGAAAUAAAAAUGAAAUUUAGAAGCACUCUGGUAAUGAAAAAAGUAUAUUUAUUGUUUAGAGGUGUUACAUUUUCUUACGGCAUUCCCAUGAUCAUCUCGUAGUUUUCUCUUGAAGCUUUAUCUAAGCUUUAUGACUAUAGAUACAUAGUAUGAUAAAGUGCAAUUCGAAACUGACGUCCUAUCGACUUAGAAUCAAGCUCGGCUUCCGCACGCGUGUAUAGUAUAUAAAUGACAAACGAAAAAUAGAAAUCCUCCAAGGUUCCAGAGAAAUUUUGUUCCACGUAUCUUUGUUUGUACAUGACGUCAUAGCCGCCAUGUUGGAUGAAUUGAACAAGACUUGUCAAUGAAUUUUUCUGUUGUUAUGUUAUCCAUCAUGGCCGCCGUGUCUUUUGCAAUUCUUUGCCUUCAUCGAGUUGUAGUACCAUUAGAGCCCGGACAGGGUCUCUUUAUUAGCAAGACAUUAGCUCUCAGCAUGUCAUAUUCAGGUCAUGUGUAAGGCUGACAUUUCUGUAGUGGCUGUAGAUUUAGAAAUAAUACCCGGAGGCCGAUUAUUCAAUAAACUGAGUAGUUUGCUUUGUAAGGGUUAAGAGCGAUAUAUGAAGGAGUUUUCUAAAUUGCGUAUUAGCCCGUACUCUCAGGCCAGCCAAAACCCCCUUGAUCAAGAGCCAACAUUUCUUGACAUUAAUUAACUUUUCAGAAAUAUGGGAGAAGUCAUUUUUUAGGAGGGGUGUGUGGGCCCUAUAAACAGUAAUGUAACAUCUUUAGCCCCCCUUUUUUAAAAGUGACCCUUCCCUUGAAAUUUGUUAUUUAACCCUCCCCUUUAUGUGGUAUGAAAUAUUUGAUGGGUAGAAAUUUAAUGGUCCUCCCCUGGAUUCGGGCAAAACCCCCCUACCCCCUCCUAACAAAUAAAUACUUCCUAACUCAUUGACUACGCUUGAUACUUUAUUGAUAAAUCAAGAAGAUUGAUGCUCUUUUAGUGUUUGUCUACGCCUCGGUGCUGAAUAAAACUCUUAAUUGACACUGA